AGACACAUCACCGCACCUUCCUCCCCUUUCCUCUCCCACCACUUUCGUCUUCUCUCCCCCCGAUCUCUCUCUCGAUCUCCGGCGGGGUCAACGGCGAGGACUCCGCCGCCGUCCGCGGGGACCAUGGACGGCAUCGAGGGGCUCCUGGCGAGCAACUUCGGCGUGCGGCCGCAGGGCAAGGCGGCGCCCAUGGCCGCCGCUGCCUCCUCCUCCCGCGGCGGCAGCAGCAGUGGAUCCGCCUGGCCCAACCCCAGAUCCACCCCCGCCUCCGCCCCGUCCUACGACGACCUCUUCGGCGCCCCCGUCCCCGUCCCCGCCCCCGCCUCCGCCGCCGCGUCAAGCCCGUCCCUCGACUCGCUGUUCGACUCGUUCAAGCCCCCCGCGCCGUCGUCGUCUUCGGCGGCGGCGGCGAGGAGCAAGCCGGCGUUCGACGACGACGACAUCUUCUCCGCGGUCCCCGGGCUGAGGCCCACCAACUCGGCGUCCUCCGCCACGCGGUACGACGGCGACGACGUGUUCGGGGCCGGGACGGCGGGCCCCGUGUACGACGACGUGUUCGUGAGCAGCAACCCGCGCUCUGCGCCGCAGCAUUCCUCGUACGACGACUUGCUCGGGGGGCUCGCGGGGAGGCCCCGGGCGGAGGAGAGGAAGGGGUCGGUGGCGGUCGAGGACGACGACCUGCUCGGUGGGUUCGGGAUGAUGCCACCGCCGGCCUCGGAGAAGAAGAAGCCGGUGGUGGCGGAGGAGGACAGCCAGGGGAGCAACGGGUUCGAUGAUCUGAUCCCGGGGUUCGCUAGCACCAGCCCGCCCAAGAGUAGGAAGAUUGACGAUGAUAACAAAAAGAAGCCAGCAGUUCCAACUUCAAAAUCAACACCCAACAAGAAUUUUGACAGUACUGCUGAUGAUGAGAGUCUAUUUGAUGAUUCAAGUACUUUUGACCAGGUCCCGAAAUCAGAUCCUUUGUUUACCUCUGAAAUCAAUGGUACCAAGGAUAGUCACCAAAACUCAAACUCUGUACAAAGUUCAGUGAAUAGAAAUCCAGCUAGCAGAUCUUCUUUGGAGGACUUCGGAGAUGUGAUGCCUAAAUCACAGUCUACAAGGUACUCUGAUAUUCAUGUUGACGACAGUUCAGAGAGAUAUAGUGGUAACAGUAUGGAAGAUCAGUCACCAAUAUCUACUGAAUCCGAAGAUGAUAUAUGGCUUACAGUUUCUGAGAUCCCCCUCUUCACACGGCCAACCAGUGCUCCGCCACCUUCCAGGUCACCACCUCGUCUUAAGCAAAAAUCUCUUGGUGCAAAAGCAAAUGGAAAGUAUGAUGAGUAUGUGACACAGUCUACUCAAAGUCGUAACCAUUACAAAGAUUUGCCAAAGCAAGCUGAUAUUUCUUCAACAAGUGAAUGGGGAGGUGUUGCCAUGGACAAGCCUCAAAUGCCUGCUAAUUAUGAUAACAAUUCUUUUGAUGAUGAUGAAGAGUUUAAUACAAAUUCAGCAGCUCGUGAAGAGGCAGAAAGCCAGGAAAGGUUGGAACAGGCACAGGAAAUGAGACAAAGGGAGGAACAGAGAAGACUUGAGAAGGAGAGAGAAUUGGAACAGCAGAGAGAGAAACAAGCUGUCGAGAGGGCUACAAAGGAGGCACGUGAUAGAGCAGCCGCUGAAGCUCGUGCAAAAGCUGAAAGGGAUGCCCGCCAACGCUCACAGCGUGCUGCUGUGCAGAGGGCUCAUCAGGAAGCUCGUGAGAGAGCUGCAGCUGAGGCUAAAGAGAGAGUUGCAAGGGCCGCUGCAGAAGAAAGGGAGAGAGCUGCUACUGAAGCCAAGGAAAGGGAGAGGGCUGCUGCUGAAGCCAAGGAAAGGGAGAGGACUGUGUCUAGGGACAAGGCUGCGGCAGAAAGAGCUGCUGUUGAAAGAGUUCAGCAAGAAGCAAGGAAGAGAGCUGAGCGAGCUGCGACGGAAAGAGCUGCUGCUGAGGCUCGAGAAAGGCAUGCUGCUGCAGCUGCAGCUGCUGCAAAAGAAAAACAAAGCACACCAGUGGAUGUUGAGUCUUUCUUUCGUGAUAGUGCACCAAAGCAGAGGGCCCCAACAGUGGAUUCUACGUUUGAUCCCCAACCUCGAGGUAGAGGAACAGUUAAUGGAUCACAAAGAGCAGCCCCUACGUCAGCAUCUACGAGAAAAGCAAACACGUCAUCGGCCACAAAUAUGGAUAAUCUAUUUAACUUAUUUGAUGAUCAAGUCCCUGCAUCAUCUAAUGUAUUUCAAGAUGUUGAGGGAGAGAGUGAAGAAAGGAGACGUGCGAGGUUAGAACGUCAUCAGAGGACCAAUGAACGAGUGGAAAAAGCUUUGGCUGAGAAGAAUGAGCGAGAUAUGCAGGUUCAGAGGGAACAAGCAGAAAGAGAUAGAAUUGGUGACUCUUUAGACUUUGAAAUCAAGAGAUGGGCUGCUGGAAAAGAGGGCAACUUACGUGCUUUAUUAUCAACUCUGCAAUAUAUACUUUGGCCAGCUUGUGGAUGGCAAGCUGUAUCCUUGACCGAUUUGAUUACUGGAGCUGCUGUUAAAAAGCAGUACAGAAAGGCGACGUUAUGCAUCCAUCCUGAUAAGGUCCAACAGAAGGGUGCAACUCUUCAACAGAAAUAUAUUGCUGAGAAGGUCUUUGAUAUACUUAAGGAGGCAUGGAACAAAUUCAACUCUGAAGAGCUCUUUUAAGCCAUCCUAGUGAAUGUACAGCCAGCUUAUUUGUACCCACAUGAAGCCCUGGAGAAAGGAUUAAGACGCAGCUGAUCUUGGCGUCCAAAAGAAACAGUGCAGUAAUCGGGUAGUUAUCACUGUAUAAUAUGCUAUGUUCAACUGCUCCGACCCUUAAAUUUUGUGCUGUCUUUGUCGGCACAACAUAUCUGAGACUUCAACGUUCAACAACUAUAGUGUUCAAGGGCAAACGGUGAGAUUUCUUUUAGAUGGUUUUUACAGCAUGUCAUGCCUGGGAAGGCCAAGAUUACAUGUAUUUCUUCCAUACCAUUUUGUUUAUAAAUUGGACCACAGAAUGUCAAAACCACAGUUUGUGCUUUGCUUUAGCUCUGAUCUUACGGAAAAACAGAAGUACAAUCUUGGUUAGCCUUUCAUUAUUAUCAUUAUUGUACACUGUACAGCUUGUACUAUUAAUUUGGAACAGGAUUUGCACUACUGUC
Messenger RNA from Brachypodium distachyon (stiff brome), 3176 nucleotides. Its product is annotated as auxilin-related protein 1. Gene Ontology annotation, cellular component: intracellular membrane-bounded organelle; vesicle; cytoplasm. Bases 124 to 2697 code for a protein of 857 amino acids. Gene Ontology annotation, molecular function: clathrin binding. The record is from RefSeq and is a predicted model, not a curated record. Gene Ontology annotation, biological process: clathrin-dependent endocytosis; clathrin coat disassembly. Lineage: Eukaryota; Viridiplantae; Streptophyta; Magnoliopsida; Poales; Poaceae. The transcript has 8 exons.